Molecule: messenger RNA, 1308 nt
Organism: Rhododendron vialii
Lineage: Eukaryota; Viridiplantae; Streptophyta; Magnoliopsida; Ericales; Ericaceae
Exons: 4
Coding region: 1-1308 (435 amino acids)
Biological process (GO): proteolysis
Molecular function (GO): aspartic-type endopeptidase activity
Source: RefSeq, a predicted model, not a curated record
AUGCAAGCAUUUGUUGCUGCUGCUGCCGCCAACCCUCAACAGCAACAACAACAACGCGGACCAUUAACCAGGAGUAGAGAUCAACUUUUGGAUGCAUUCUGCAAACGUCGUCCUCCGAUCUUUUAUGGGGAAGCAAACCCUAGCGCUGCAGAAGCAUGGAUCAAACAAAUCUCUAAGUACCUGGAAAUGUUCGAAAACCUUUUCCUUGAAAAAUACUUUCCAGCACCUGUGAAACAAGCCAUGGCUCAAGAAUUUAUGGACUUGAAGCAGCGUUCCCUAACAGUAACCCAAUAUGCUGCCCGUUUUGAAGAACUGGCACGUCAUGCCAGUACCGUAGUACCCACUGAUGUUGCAAAAGCUAGGAAGUUUGAAUGGGGUCUGUCCCGCUCUAUUCGUACUAGUGUGGUCUCUCAUGAGUACCCCACCUACGCACAGGAAGGUCAUUUCAAGAACAACUGCCUAAAGCUUGCUGGAUUGGGAAAUUUUGGGCAAGGGGGACAACAGCAAUUUCAAGCACGGUCGUCAGGGUUUGGGAACCAGAAUCCGGCAGACAGAACAAGCCAACAGGAGGCAAAAGUCUUUGCUUUACAAGGCACUGAGCAAGAUACUGAGGAGGAGAAUGACCCGUCAGUGAUACAAGGUACUCUUAUACUAUAUAGUACUUGUGUUCAAGCAUUAUUCGAUUCAGGAGCUUCGCACUCUUUCAUAUCUAUUGCAUGCGUCUCUGCUCUUGGACUAGAAAUAGAACCUCUAGGGACAACAAUGCAUGUAACCUCUCCAUUAGGGGGUAAAAUUUCUGUGGGAUUAAUCUGUAAGGGGUGUGAAUUAGAAGUAUCUAACCUGAGAUUAACUGUCGACCUACAAGUAAUCGACAUGACAGACUUUGAUGUCAUACUUGGAAUGGACUGGCUAUCUGCGCAUCACGCUGUCGUAGACUGCCAUCGGAAGAUGGUGACAGUGUAUUUAUUAGACGGUACGUCUCUCAAAUUUAAGGGGGAUAGACAAUACCCCUCCGCAACAACCCCACACCGAUCGAGGUGGCAUGAUAAGCUUUCAGGUUGGCUUGCAAGCGUCAAGCUAGAGGAGAUAGAUCGUAUGGAACUCGGUCUUCUUCACAUUGUGUGCGAGUACGAUGGCGUAUUUCCUGAGGAACUACCUGGACUACUGCCACAUCGAGACUUAGAUUUCACGAUCGAGUUGCAACCAGGCACGGCACCAAUAUCCAUGGCACCAUACAGAAUGGCACCAGCAGAACUACGGGAGUUGAAGACUCAGUUACAAGAACUGAUGGACAAGGGUUUUAUCUGA